AUGGCGGGCGGCAUGGCCCCGGUCUUCACUUCGGCUUCUAGUGGACGGAAUCACGGAUACGCAUCGAGAGCCUCCAUGAAGCUAGGGAUCAUACGGACCAACGCGGACUACGGACAAAUUCGCAAAAUCGUUAGCUUGACACAGUCCCGCGAUGGGACCAUCAUCAUCCAUGACCUUGAAUUAUCGUGGCCGAUGCCGCCAUGCACGACAGAAUCUUCUUCCAAGGGAAUCCACCCCUUUUUGCUGCUUCAGUAUCAGCAUGCCAGGCAAGCCUUUGAUUACAAGCUUGUCAGUGUCGUCUGCUUGCGAGAUAUCCGCACCAUGAUGCAGCAGGGGCCUUUUUUGGAAUUGCCUCAUUUGGUUUGGUCGCUGCCCACAAGAACCCCCCGUGCCAAAUCUUCCACUGCUCAGAAGUCUUCCUGGGAUCCUGGAAGCUGGCACUGGCAGACAACGAUAUCCGCACACACCGCAACUGCAAAACCCGGGCACGUCUUGGCAGCCAUGGACCAGCAGCGAUGCCCGUUUGCCAACUUGUCGUCAGGUCCUUGA
Molecule: messenger RNA, 549 nt
Organism: Colletotrichum abscissum
Lineage: Eukaryota; Fungi; Ascomycota; Sordariomycetes; Glomerellales; Glomerellaceae
Exons: 1
Coding region: 1-549 (182 amino acids)
Source: RefSeq, a predicted model, not a curated record